Symbiodinium sp. CCMP2592 is the source of this 1668-nucleotide messenger RNA. The record is from the annotation of a GenBank genome assembly. Lineage: Eukaryota; Dinophyceae; Suessiales; Symbiodiniaceae.
AUGUCCGUAAUCGCAAGAGCUUCUUCAAAGCAUGAAGAAAAGACAGUAUAUGAAGCACUCCAGAAGAGCAAAUUGCUUGUUGACAUUCCGUGGACCUAUGUUAAUCUCGGCGAGAGUUUGGAGAAGCACCCAUGCUUCAGGCCCCAGGAUAUGAUUGCUACCCUUGCAAAACGAGGGAACUUGGAUGCGAUCAUUGGGACUCCAGCUGAACAAAGUGAUGUUGUACUUCGUGACUUCUGGAAACACUAUGUGGCACAGUACCCUACACAUCCUGUCGCUUCCGACAUCGCGAGCGGACAUGUCGAUCCUACAUGCCUCGUCCCCCUCAAUAUUCACGGGGACGGGGGGCGAACGUAUCGGAAGAGCGAGUUGAUGAUCUUGCAGUUCCAAUCGUGUAUUGGUCGUGGAACCAAUUUGUCACACGGGUCCAAGAAGCGGAGACUGUCAACCGAGACCGGCGAAACCGUUGCUGCAGCUGGUGUGAACCUGAAGGGGAAUUCUUUGACAACCCGUUUCCUGAUGUCCGUGCUUCACAAGCGGUAUUACAGCGAGGACCCGGAGCCACUUCUGGAACUGCUUGGUUUGGUGUCAGAUUGGUUUGGGUCCCUUUAUCGAGACGGUUAUCUGCACGAAGGCAAAACGUGGAAGUUCCUGGUUUUGGGCCUGAAAGGCGACCUCGUGUUUCAGGCUAAGGCCACCUCUGCGAUUCGGAACUAUGCCAGGGUGCGAAAACAUGCACCCAAGGAGAAAUCAAAGCCUCUUCUGGGGAUCUGCUGCUGGUGCAUGGCUGGGACUGAAAAGUGUGCCUUUGAGGUGUUCGACCGGAAACCAGCCUGGCUAGCCACAGCUGGCCCAAACAACACGGUUCCAUGGCCUGCACCACCUUCGAUCCUGCGGUCCAUCCCGCACUGCGCCGAUGAUGCGCCGAGCUUCCUGAAGGUUGAUUUGUUUCAUACACUGAACCUCGGUAUCUACAAAGAAUUUGCGGCAUCAUCCCUCGUUCUCCUUCUGCAGUACUUCGAGGGAAACAACAAUGACGAACGGAUGCUAGCUAUGAAUGCACAUGUUCAAGUCUACUUGAAGCAGACACGGCAGCGCUUGCACUGCCAAAAACUGACGCUCGAGACCAUCGGAGCCAAGAGCAAGUCGACAUUUGCCACUGGAACUUGGAACAAAGGGGAGGACAGUGUGGUGCUCAUGAAUUUUCUUCCUUGGGUCAUGGAAAUUCUGCCUACUGUAAACAGAAGUGAGAAACCCUGGCGCUACAUCGAUGUGGGGGCCCGAGCUGCGAGACAGUCCAUGCACAGUCUCUACGAGGCUGAAGCUUUCAUGGCGAAAGACGUGGCACGACUGGCUGCAGACUCCGGUUUCACAUUCCUUCUGACCUACGGUAAGCUGGUUGAGUGGGCUGCGCAGGCGAAUAUUUUACUUUACAACUUGAUUCCAAAGCUGCAUUAUUACCACCAUUGCUUGAUCGAAAUGGACCGUGCUUGCGAUGAUCCGGAACUUGAGGUUUUGCUCAACCCCGUGAUCAACUCUACGGCCCAGUGCGAAGAUCUGGUGGGCCAGAUAGCGCGGCUGUCUCGCCGAGUUUCCCCUAGACUCCCGCAUAGCCGGGUGCUACGCCGCUAUCAGGCGGCUUUGGCUGUGAAGUUCGGCUUGGGCUAA